This is a messenger RNA of Talaromyces marneffei, 414 nucleotides long. RefSeq lists its product as uncharacterized. The transcript is spliced from 4 exons. The coding region runs from base 1 to 414 and encodes 137 amino acids. Gene Ontology annotation, biological process: protein folding. Gene Ontology annotation, cellular component: prefoldin complex; cytoplasm. NCBI's taxonomy places the organism in Eukaryota, Fungi, Ascomycota, Eurotiomycetes, Eurotiales, Trichocomaceae. The record is from RefSeq and is a predicted model, not a curated record.
AUGUUACAACAUCGAAUGCUAUCAAAAGAUGAAGAAGCCGCAGCAGGCACCGAAGACACCGAAGUCCGCCGCGAAGACCAGGACAAAAUCAAUCGAUUCAGUAGACUCCAUCAGCGAGAGACGGUGCUCGAGGAGAGACUGAAAGCGAAGCAAAAAGAUAAAGAAGAUCUCGAAGAAGUUUCCAUGGAAUUAGAGCUGGCGGAUGAAGAUGAACUCGUUCCGUACAAAAUAGGAGAUUCAUUCAUCCAUCUCCCCCUUGAACAAGCGCAGUCACUCCUUUCCACGUCUACAGACGAGAUUGAUAAGGAAGUCUCGCGCCUAGAGGAUACAUUGGGCGAGAUACGCGAGGAACUGAGUGGAUUGAAAGCCGCGCUUUAUGCGCGGUUUGGGAAGGCGAUUAAUUUGGAUGUUUGA